Drosophila miranda is the source of this 1196-nucleotide messenger RNA. Its product is annotated as protein new-glue 1-like. The transcript has a single exon. The coding region runs from base 862 to 1143 and encodes 93 amino acids. The record is from RefSeq and is a predicted model, not a curated record. NCBI's taxonomy places the organism in Eukaryota, Metazoa, Arthropoda, Insecta, Diptera, Drosophilidae.
AGAGAAUCACAACGAUGAAUCUGGAUUCCACAACGUCUAGAUGCAGUACGAACGCGAGUAGUAGUACUAUAUUAUUAUUAAAUCUCGUUAUUUUGCAAUCAAUCAUUAUUUUGCAAUCAAUAUUAAAAUUCAAAAUGUAUUAAUUUCAGAUCACUCAGUUCCUCCGGCGGCGCACCACCACGAAGCUCUGGAUGUCGCCUGGGUACUUCUGUGAAAUGACUGAAUAUUUGUGGCCCAGUAUCUAUUUAUUUUUAUUGUCGUUAGACUGCUCGUUUUUAUUAGUUCCGUAUUCGUCCCUCUCGAUACAUUUAUUGCUUACAUUGUUUAGAUCUUGAACUUGUUUGCCCCAGAUGCGGUUAACUGACAAAAUGUAACCCAAUACAUUUAACUGAUUGACUGGCAAUGGCAAAUAUUUGUCCAAUUAUGAAAGCUCUAAACAUUCAAUCAGUAAAUUCAGAUUCGAUCCCAAGAAACAAGUUUUCCCAAAAGUGACGAGAGGUAACUUACGAGUAGUCGUAUUCAAAACUCAUAUAUUCUGCCAGUAUGGUUAACCUGGUUACAAUUUUGCUCAAAUUAUCCAAUUGUUCAAACAUUUUAUCUUAGGGCGUACUUUGGCAAAUGUCAAAUAUUUGGGUAUUUUGCUCCGUAUUGAUACACAUCACAUUCCAUUAACUUCUGCUUUUCCAUGUGGACAAUGUACAUUGUACAAGUAUGUACAGUACCCGCGAUAAGAGGAACAAACCGAAGCAGGAACUCAACGGAUCCCUAUAAAUAAUCCGAGUCGGCCUCCCACCAAUCACAAAACUCGGUCAACUCUCGACAGCUCCAGACAUUCACCGCCAGCUCGAAACUAAGGCCAAAAUGAAGUUCCUUUUCGUAGUCGUUCUCAUUGCUCUGGCCAUCCAGUUGACAGUAGCACAGAGCUCAACUACCACAACGGAAGCCGCAACGACCACAACGACAGCUGCGUCCACAGAUACGACCACGACGACAGCGGCAUCAGUGACCAGUGCUACGACCAAGAAAACAAAUAAGCUUUGCUGGAGGGGAAACAACUGGUGCAACACCCGCCAGCAGGUCAAGUGCAAGAACCCCAAGAAUUGCAUCAAGACCAUCGUGGUGGUGCGUCGCCAUAGGGGCUGAGUCUGAGUGCAGAUCGGAUUCGAAAAGAUCAAUAAAUAACACAUUAAUUGAAA